Molecule: messenger RNA, 2612 nt
Organism: Ilyonectria robusta
Lineage: Eukaryota; Fungi; Ascomycota; Sordariomycetes; Hypocreales; Nectriaceae
Exons: 2
Coding region: 1-2367 (788 amino acids)
Source: RefSeq, a predicted model, not a curated record
AUGGCACCGAAGGCUCGGGAUAUUGCGCCCACCACAUUUAACGGCAAGUCAGUCAAGGACGGCAUCACGCAGAUGAUCACCUUUACCGUUCCACAGCAAAAACUUAUGUGGGCACAUAUUGCUCGCCACGGCCUCGUCCCAGACACACGUUUGUCUCACAUUGACGAGCUACAAAAGGCUAUGGGGCUUGACGUGCUUGAGAUGUCUGCCUGGCUCAGAGUGCUUCGCUCCGUGGAUGACAGCCUCAAACGCAAGUGCGUGAUGCUGAGUAAAGCCGGCGUGAGCCCGACGCUUGAGACGGUCGAGGGAGCCGCUAUAUGGAGAUACGAGCCUUGGGUGCGCCGGUGGGCAGAGCCAGGGUGGAACGGCGAUCGAUUGAAGCCAAAAACACAAGGUGUGCAGGGGGGAGACGGGGGGACAGGGCAGGGGGAUGAACUGGAACUGGACGAGCAGUCUGUUACUUCCCAGACAUCUCCCAGGACCUUGGAGCAUCAACAGUUUGUCAAAGACCAGGUUUCUUUCAGAGAUGCCGAGUUCCCCAUCGACAAGGAACCUGUUAUAGAUACAGCCACGCGAGAUGGUGGUGGAUGCAACAUGGCAGACCGCACCCCAGAGCCGUCAAAAAACAUCAUGACGGGCUUCAUCAGUCAUUCUACCAACCAUGAAUCCAGAGCCAACAACUUUGCACCCCAGACUCCGCUCAAUAUGAGUUCUGGGGGUGUUGGCUAUCCCCGCUUGAGGAUGCCGACUGAUUCCAGCAACCAUGGUGUCCCGUUGGUAGACACCAGUUUCCCAAAUGGCCCUCGGAUCAACACAUCUAAUGCCGUCUCAACCUCCAGCGAGUCUCCGGACCCAAUGGAGAUCCAUUCUUCCCAGAAAAUGGCAUCUCCCGCUGUGUCUUGGAGGGACUAUACAAGAGCAUACAUGGCGUCGGGUGCCCUGUUCCAUCCACAAGACGGCCUCUCUCGCCCACAAGCUCUCGAGCCAGCCGCCAUCUCGCAAUCUCGGCCAGAGGCCAGAAGCCAUCAGCAGCUUCACAUGGAACCUGAGAUGAGGGAACGAACUCGAUUUGCCAACCUAGCACGACCCGUGGCCGAUACCAACGCUCGAUCUACAGCGAGACGCUUGGAGGACUUGCUGCUGCAGCCAGGCACCAGGAUCGAGCAGCAGAUCCAAGGGAUCAGCCCUUACCACGAGGCUCCAGCUCAGCGACCAGCCUGGAUCGAACAGAGUGAGCGAGCCGAGGCACAUGGAGAGGCACAGGGAGAGAAGCCGGCCGAACUGCCGACUCUUGAGCCAAAGACGGCCCGUCUCCAAUCUCCAUUCGAAGUCGAGGGAGGAGAGCAAGUCGGAGACAUGGAUGAAGCCCGACAUGUUGACCUGGCUUGGGCCAACUACUACCUGCAGCCACCACCCCAGAGAAAGAUGGACGAAACGAACAAGCUGAGAGACGAGGUGCUCCUGAACAUGGAUCGAAGCGAGGCUGCAUCAAAGUCCAAGGUUGCUCGGGAGGAGGCUGAGGUGAGAGAAGGAGUGACACCGCACGAGGGCCAUUUCAACGUCCCAUCAGCAACCUCGAGCGACGCUUCUUCAUCUCAAGAGGAAUACCUUGCAGUGACAGACUGCGCUGAGGCUAGAGAUACGACAGGUGACGGGGUGCCGACAACAAGUUGCCAGAGGACUUGCACAUCUCAGCUUGGAGAUGACCCAGCUGAAGCGGCGCCAACCAAAGGCCUAAAGAUGGCCAGCAAGGGUCUGAGUUCAUCUCACUUUACAACACAGCGAGCCACCUUUUUGAACCUUGGAAACGCUUCCAAGCAUUCCGAGCCUCGAAGGGUUUCCAAGCAUUCUGAGCUUCGAGAGGCUCCCAAGCAUUCCGAGCCUUCAACCAUAGCUCAUCCUGAAGCAAGCCUGUCAACCCCAGCCCCGAAGACGCCAACGGGCUCCAUGAUGGACAUGGCUUCCACCAAACAAAAGCCUGUAGCACCUCCCAUGAGGCCCUCGACAAGGAACCACGGGAAACCGAUGCUCUCUGUAGCUCCGGCAACGUCAAGCAUGUCCCGGCUCGCGGUAACGAGCCCCUCCGUCGUCAACGUCCGAGGUAGCCCCCAGGCCGAAGUGGAAUCUUUUCUCAAGUAUGCUCUCCGCGCCAGAGACUUGACCAUGCAGCUUUCGACGCUUGGUGGUGCUGGGGACGCGAGCGGUGAGUUGAAGGACCUCAGACGCCGCCAUCAGCGGGCCUUAGAGAAGAUGGUACAGGCCAAGGACAAAGUCAACACUUGGGUAGGAGAGGAGCUCGGCUGGGGAGCCCAGGCUGAGGGAAUGGGUACGACGGCCUGGCUGCUUGGGUGGAGAGAUCAGUGGUGAGGGAUGGGGCCGUAUUUAUGUGAUCUUGCGGCGAGUCAGGUCAAGAAGUCGCACAACCGUUUACGGUUAUCGAGGAUGGGCUGUACCUGCUACCCAACUGCAAUCUCCUGUAUUUGGGAUACUUGAUGGAUCAAGUUCGAUGACCGGAAGACCAUACCGAGCCCCGUGAUGACGUCUUACAGCAUUUUCGGGGCAGCUUUUAGCAUGUACUUUGGAUUUGCUGGACCACGAUAACUUGAUUGCCG